AUGGCGUCAGCUGAUAUUCCCCACGACGGGCUUCAUCACACUGUCAUCAUCAGUUCAGAUUCGGAGAUGGAUGAACGCCAGCCCCCAGCGCGAAAGCUGCGAAGAAAGAGACCCCGCACAGACUACAACUAUCCAAUGUAUGAGGCUCAAUUUGACAACCCGGCACCCUCCGAAAUGUGGCAGCCACCGAAAAGACGUAACCUGGGCAUGGUAUUGGAAACCGCGAACCAGGAAAUCCAUAACAUUUUCAAGGCGGAGCAUGCGCGGAGAGAGGAUGUUAUCAAGAGCUACUAG
Messenger RNA from Histoplasma mississippiense, 294 nucleotides. RefSeq lists its product with no specific name. Bases 1 to 294 code for a protein of 97 amino acids. The transcript is spliced from 2 exons. Lineage: Eukaryota; Fungi; Ascomycota; Eurotiomycetes; Onygenales; Ajellomycetaceae. The record is from RefSeq and is a predicted model, not a curated record.